GCAGUUCAUUGAGAUUGGUACUACGGAAAAUUUCAUCAAAAUAAUAAUAAAAUCUGAGUCAUUCUAACAAAACUUUCUGCAGAAACCUGCAGAGAUUAAUACCAUGGAUAACUUAAAGAUGUUUAGCUCAAUGGGAUCGGAGGAAAACUGGAGGACCCCAACCUUUAGACAAGGCGUCGUAUCGAAGAUUGAAGAAGUGAUCCAGCGUUCAGGCAUGCAGGUGGCCAGAAACAGCAGUGAGAUGGAGAACCAUGUGUUCAACAAGGCGAAGACGCGGGAGGAAUACAUGAACAUGGUGGCCAAGCUCAUACUGCAUGUCCGGGAGAUGUCUGCUCAACCAAAACAGAACCAAGGCCAAGCCAUGCAGGGUCCCAACCAAAACCAAGCCGGACCCAACCCCCAGCAGAACCAACAGCCCAACCAGCAAGGACCAAGUCAGCCAGGCUUGGCCCCAGACCCUAUCAAUGCUUUACAGAACCUGGCAUCUCAAGGGACAAGGAAUCAGAUGAUGAAUAUUGGGCCUCAAGGACAAAUGCAACAGCAAGGUGUAAUGGGCCCCAAUCCCGGCAUGAUGCAAGGACAGAUGGGUCAGCAGACUAUCGUGUCCCAAGGCCAACCACAGACAGCCACCAAUCUGCUGCAGACGCUCAACCAGCGGCCGCAGCUCAAUAUGCUGCAAGGAAAGCUACAGGGCGCUAUGGGCAUGAUGCUCCCAGGUAUGGAGGACAGAUGGGUCAGCAGACUAGUGUCUCAAGGUCAACCACAGACAGCUACUAAAUCUUCUUCAGACUCAACCAGCGGUCGCAGCUCAAUAUGCUGCAGGGAAGCUACAGGGCACUAUGGUGCCAAACCAGCCACCAAUGGGCGGUAUGGGCAUGUCGAGCAUGAACCCCAUGGCGGCCAGCUGCAGGGCCAGCUGGGGCCCGGCAUGCAGGGCCAGAUGAUGGCCAACAUGCCCAUGGGCGCCGGCAUGCAGGGCCUGGGCGCCGGCAUGCAGUGCCAGCCCGGCAUGCAGGGACAGGUGCAGGGCCAGAUGCAAGGCCAGAUGGUAGGCGGCAUGGGCAACAACCCAAUGGUGAACAGCCACAUGAUGCACAUGCGGCCUAAGCAAGAUGUCGGCAUGGUGGGCUACCGCCAGCCUCCAGGGCAGUUCCUGCGCCAAAGCCCAAGCCCUUCUGCCCCCAGCCCCAAUAUGCCUCAACCUAGCCCCGUCUCCAUGCAAGGAGUAAUGGGUGGAGCUCUACCUUCUCCGAUAGGGCUGAGCGGACUCGGCGCGUGCGGCGGCGUCGGAGCAGGCUCGCCAUCUUCGCAUAUGCAACACCACGCGCCUCAACAACGAGUAAGCAUGGGCAUGGUAGCAUCCCCAUCCUCAUCUCUCAAUACGCCCGUCGGAGCGUCCGUCGCGUCGCCUAGCAACGAAGAUGCUGCAUAUCGUGAUAAAGUUCGUCAGCUCAGCAAGUACAUCGAACCGCUGCGUAGGAUGGUACACAGGAUGGUCAGUGAGGGAGAAAAUGUGGAGAAGCUGACAAAGAUGAAGAACCUCCUUGACAUCCUGUCCAACCCGAACAAGCGGAUGCCGCUAGAAACCCUCAUCAAGUGCGAAGUGGUGUUGGAGAAGCUGGACUUCAAACGAGGAGAUGGACUGGGUGUGCCUGCCUCGGGGAAGGAGCAAAUCUUCAACCCCUUACUGGAGGUGGUAAACAACUGCCUGUCGUCUCCGCUCGCCAACCACACUCUCAAAAGGACCUUCGGGUCUACGUUGGAUGCUCUCAAUGGACCUGAGAUCAAAAACCUACCACCUCCAUUGAAAGUGCCAAAAAUAGAAGAGCCCGCCAUGGAAAUACCGGACGUACUGCAAGGGGAAAUCGCCAGACUCGACUCAAGGUUUAAAGUAUCCCUAGAAACGAUGCAGCUAGCGGGCGGCAACGGCGCCAUCUCGCUAGUAGCCAUGCUCGACGACGCUCGCCUGCCCUGCGUCCCUUCUGUACUGCUCUCCGUACCGCGUGGGUACCCGGCCCGACCUCCGGCACGGCUCCGACCCAAACACGGGAAACAUGAUAAGCAUGAGUUCUUAGCGAGGGUGGAGCAGGCUAUGGACGCUAGAGUCGCUAGAUUACCAAAAAGCUGCUCAGUAGGCCAAUUACUGGACGCCUGGGAGAUGUCAGUCCGUCAAGCUUGCGCGCCCAACCCCGUCUCCUACACCCCGGUACCCCCACUGGGACUUUAAAUAUCCACUCCAGGAGUUAGCCGUAGACCACGUUCCCACUAUGUCGAAAUGCAGAUCCGUAUUUUUAUCGGACGUCGGACCAGUGUGACAACACGGCGUAACUUCUAUUUCUAUAAUAUAUAAUGUAUUAGAGGGGCAACACAAAGCGAGUAUGAUCGCGAGGCAAUAUCCUCACGCGGCAAACAGCCAAAACGGCUCGGCAGAGCGACUUGCCUCGACCGGCGUAAAUUUGCCUCGCGACGCUGCUCUCUCUGUGUGAACCCUAUUUCCAAAUCUAUCCUUCCUUUAUUUUAAGAAAUUUUAUAAUCAAAUUAUUUUUAGUCUAAAUUUUAAUCGUAGUGUAGUUAAGUAGUGUUAUUUAUUAGGGAUCCUCUUUUCAAACUGAUAUUAAACUUGUCGUUGACGUGAUAAGUAUCUGUGAUAAUUUAAUAUGUACUAAUACAAGCAAUUUGCAGUUUUUAUACAGAAAUUCAUCAAAUAUCAUUAAUUAUUUUAUACAUAUCUUUUCUGUUAAUAUGUUUGCUGUUGGCAAUAUGAGCCUAUUUUAAGUGGUAGAACUCAAAAUUAUGUUUUUUUUUUCGGAUAGUCAAUCCCAUUUUUUUUUCUGUCAUCCAUAUUUUUUGUUGUUACAAAAAGACAUUAUUUACAUAAUUUCCAUGAAAUGGGAUCAAAAGGAAUCAACUGUUUAAUGUAUUUUAAAAAUGAAGAGGUCCCUGAAGUCUUCGAAUCAAUGUUGUAAGUGUUUAAAGCAAUACUUGUUUUGAAUAAAUGUCUACAUA
Messenger RNA from Leguminivora glycinivorella, 3006 nucleotides. RefSeq names its product mediator of RNA polymerase II transcription subunit 15 (gene MED15). Gene Ontology annotation, biological process: regulation of DNA-templated transcription. The transcript is spliced from 14 exons. Lineage: Eukaryota; Metazoa; Arthropoda; Insecta; Lepidoptera; Tortricidae. Bases 104 to 2227 code for a protein of 707 amino acids. Gene Ontology annotation, molecular function: transcription coregulator activity. The record is from RefSeq and is a predicted model, not a curated record.